This is a messenger RNA of Penicillium samsonianum, 1755 nucleotides long. Its product is annotated as ankyrin repeat domain-containing protein. Lineage: Eukaryota; Fungi; Ascomycota; Eurotiomycetes; Eurotiales; Aspergillaceae. Gene Ontology annotation, molecular function: protein binding. The record is from RefSeq and is a predicted model, not a curated record. Bases 1 to 1755 code for a protein of 584 amino acids. The transcript has 2 exons.
AUGUCUCUACAAGCAGCGACAGGUAGCCAGCCACCAUGUCAUCAAACCACAGCAAUCCGACUCCUAGUCGACUCCCUGUAUGAGUCAACGCGCGGGUCAACGGCCCUAGCGAACCAGGCCCAAAACGAGCUUGGUCUGCUUCUGGCCGUGCUAAGCGCGACCGAGACGUAUACUUCCUCUCUAGGCCCAGAAUGCGUCCAUCUCGCAGUCCUGAAAAAAAGAUUGCACAGCUGCCAUGUCGUACUGCUGGAAUUGCAGAAGCUGCUGCUACAUCCAGAUGCGCUCGGGGCUCAGAGUCUGGUUUCUGACAUUCGCGCGCGUCUCUCGUCGGUUAUUUUUGGGCUUACUGAGGUGAAUUUGAAUAUGAUGAUAUCAUCACAGAAGAUUAUUGCGCGCGCGUUGAGGUGUUUUGUCGAUGACAUUCGCGCUGGCAAGAGGGAGGCUUUGGUUGUUUCUGACGUUUUGAAGGACUCUUCGAAGCUUGAGGAAGAUGAAACUUGGCCUCAGCUGCAAGGAGAGUUGGUCGCUACUGGUAUUGCUUCUGAUUUGUUGACUCUGAACCGUGACUUCGUUCUCUCGACUCUUCAAAAGAUAGCAGAGACAGAUAGCCUACUGCCUGUUAAUAAGGAGAACACGGCUCCAGUGGAGCAAGUCCAUGAGUCUACGGCACCAGCACCAAUCCUGAAAUUGGAACGUCAGAGCAGCCCAGAUGACAAGGACUGGCUAGCAGACGAACCAACUGGGCUUCCAUUCCUCCCGCUCCCGCCGAAAGGCUUCUCAUUUUCAGAUAAGCGCAGCUCAUAUUCAAGCCAACAGCAGCCCUAUCCAGAAAAAGAGACAGUACGAGAAGAAAACUUCCCAAUACCAGUGAUAUUGGACAUCCAAGAUUGCACAGAUACACAAAAAGAAGUGCUACCAGCCGAAGACUUCCCCAUCCCAGUUCUCACAGAGACCACUCCACAAGACAAGGACAUGGACCUCCCAAUACCAGUGACAGUACCUACCGAGCGCAAGCCGCCGAAACCCCCACUAGACCUCCACUCCUUCAAAGUUUCCACACACUCAAAAAAGCCCCACCGAAUGAGCCGCAUUUUAUGGGAAAUGACUAGUUCAAAAACACCCUUCAUAGACGCCAUAAAAUCCAACCAGCACCAAACCGUGCAAACCCUCCUCUCCAAAGGCGCCGACCCCAACGCCCAAAACACCGACGGCACAACAGCCCUAAUGGCUGCCGUCUCCUUCGGGCACGAAGCCACAACCCGCCUCCUACUAGAAUACGGUGCGGACAUGAACGCACGGACAGUGAAAGGCGAGACAUCGCUCAACGUCGCCGCAGCACGCGGCUUCGACCGCAUUGUGCGGAUGCUGAUUGCGUCAGGCGCGAAUAUCGAUGCGGGAAAAGGGACGGGCAAAACGGGGCUCUCGCAGGCAGCCACGUACGGACAGAACGUAAUUGUGGAGAUGUUGCUGGACUGCGGGGCGGACAUUAAUGCUGUUAAUGUUACGGGGGAUACGGCGUUGGCGCUGGCGGCGUUGAAUGGGAAUAUGAGGGUUGCGAGGCUGUUGCUUGAUCGCGGCGCGGCGGUUGAUCUUAUGCGGUAUCCUUGGCAGACGCCGUUGUAUAAGGCUGUCCAGUCGAAUGCUCUGGAGAUGGUUAGGCUUUUGAUGGAGCGUGGGGCGAAUCCGUUUGUUAAGGGGGGGGAUUCGUCGGACGGAGACGGUUGUGGCUUAUGCAGGGACAUUGCAGAGAAGUGA